Candidula unifasciata is the source of this 3100-nucleotide messenger RNA. NCBI's taxonomy places the organism in Eukaryota, Metazoa, Mollusca, Gastropoda, Stylommatophora, Geomitridae. The record is from the annotation of a GenBank genome assembly.
AUGGCUGCCUCGUUGGAGGGAAUUCUGUCUCGGCUUCUGCAGCCGGAUAAUGAUGUCAUACAGAAGGCCACUCAAGACCUGAAGGAAGCUUUCAAAAACCCGGACACUUUGCAGAACCUGUGCCAUAUUCUGGGGACCUCAACACAGCCUCAGAUUCGUCAGUAUGCUGCGGUCUUGAUCCGGCGGAAAAUACACAAGUUAAAGCAGUGGACACAACUUGAUGAGAGCAUUAAAAAUAACAUCAGAGAAAACAUACUUCAUCUGCUUGUACAUGAGCAGGAGAAGAGUCCACGGGCUGCAAUCUCUCAGAUUAUUGGAGUAAUAGCCCGACAUGACACCCCCAACAACCAAUGGCCUGCUCUGUUUGAGUUCCUGGUCCGUUUUCUGAAAGAUGAAGAUCCCAGCAAAAGAGAGACUGGGAUGGUUGUGCUGACAAGUGUGACCUCGGUUGCUGCUGAGCAAAUGAAGCCUCACAUGGUGUCCCUUCUGAAUCUUCUGGCAGAUUCUCUAGGAGACAGAGUCAAUAUUGAAGUUGCCUAUUUGUCCGUAAAAGCAAUGACAGAUUUGAUCUUUUAUAUCGGGGAUGAUGAAAUGAAACACAUCCAGAAUGUUGUACCUAAAGUUUUGGAAGUUGUCCAGAUUUUGGCAGUCCAUGAUGAGGAAAAAGCGUGUGUUGCCCUGGAGUUUUUUGAUGAGCUUUUAGAGUCCGAAGUCGCAAUCAUUGUACCACACCUGAAACCUUUGCUCCAGUACUGUCUACAGACGGCAAGCAACAAGGAUUACACUGAUGCACUGAGAGUCAAAGCUAUGUCAUUUGUAGCUUCUCUAGUUCGCCUCAAGAAAAAGACUGUCAUGAAACAUCACAUGGUGGAGCCAAUACUUCAGGUUCUGUUUCCUAUCAUCUGUGAGGAUGACGAAGAGGAAGAUGAUGAUGAAGAAGAGGCGGAGUCUCAUAGCCCUUCACAGUAUGCCGUUCAGGUGAUUGAUACAAUGGCCCUUCAUCUGCCACCAGAGAAGUUUUUGAAGAAAGUGACACCAAUGGUAGAAGUCUGUUUGAAAAGUAUUGAACCAUCCCAUAGACGAGCUGCCUACCUGGUCAUGGCCGUGGUUGUGGAAGGCUGUGGAGAUUACGUCAUGAACAAAAUGUUGCCUCAGAUGUUACAGAUGGUCUGCCAGGGGUUGAAUGAUCCCUCUCAUCUUGUCAGAAACUCUGUACUGUUUGCAGUUGGCCAGUUUUCUGAGCAUUUGCAGCCGGACAUCAGCAAGUAUGCAUCACAGUUGCUGCCCUUGCUGUUCCAGUAUUUAAACAAAUCUAUGGAGGAAGUGGAUAAGAAUCCAAAAGGUGUUAUCAAAAGUCACUAUGCCCUGGAGAUGUUUUGUGAGAAUUUAGGUGCAGGAAUUCUGCCCUUCCUUCCCGAGCUGAUGGGUUAUCUGCUUAAUGUAAUACACAACUGUCACCUAGACAAGCCUAAAGAGCUGGCCAUUAGUGCAAUCGGGGCAGCCGCAAAUGCAGCCAAGGAGGAGAUGCGACCCUACUUCAAGGACAUCCUGGAGUUGUUCAAGGGCUUUCUGACCACGUCAACCGAGGUCAAGGAGGAGGAGAAGAAGUUGCAGCUGGCGGCCAUUGAUACCCUGGCCGUGUUUGCACGCUGUAUUGGUGAGGAAACCUUCCGCCCCCUGGCCACGGAAUGUGUCAACUUGGGUUUGAACCUGCUGAAUUCUUCCAGUGACCCAGAUCUACGCAGAUGUGUGUACAGCUUGUUUGCUGCCAUCUCCACCGUCAUGAAGUCAGACAUGGCCGACUACCUGGAGACAAUCACCAACUGUAUCUUUACUUCCAUGAAGUCAACCGAAGGAGUCAAGGCACACUAUAAAAAUGAGAGCGACUGCGUGACAGUUUUUGAUGAGGAAGAUUUCAAUGAAGAUGAUGACUUGGAGACAGAGAAUGGUGAUGAUGAGGAGGAUUACAAGCUCGAAGGGAUAUCAGUCGAGAAUGCUUACCUGGAUGAGAAAGAGGACGCUUGCUGUGCCCUGGGGGAACUUGCCUAUAACACAGGACCAGCAUUUUUCCCGCUGCUACAAAAGUCAUAUGCAGAAGUGGUGGACCUGGUCAACUACCCAGCCGUGGGCAUCAAGAAGGCAGCCUUCAGCACCCUGUGCCAGCUGUGUCUGUGUGUGCAUGAGGCGUACAAGGCAACACAGUCUCCUGAAGCCUACGAAGCCCUGAAGAACAUGAUCCUGGGCGUUGUGCCCAGGUACCUGGAGGCCAUCAAAUCAGAGAUGGACCGCACUGUGGUGAUGUCGGCUGUCGAUUCCCUGCAGGAGCUGCUGGACAAGAUUGGGCAGAUAGUUCUGAGCAUCACCGGGGCAACCGAUGCCAUUCUAACCGCCAUGAAGGAAAUUUUCACCCACAAGGUGGCCUGCCAGGAUCAGGACGAUGAGAAUGAAGAUGAAGCUGAGUUUGACAGCAUGCUCAUCGAGUCAGCUGGCGAUGUACUUCCUGUCAUGGCCAGGAUUAUGGGAGGGGAAAAUUUUCUUCCGUUCUUCACUUCCUUUGUCCAUGACCUUCUUAAAAGAUUGAAGGAGACCUCUUCGACUGCAGAGAAAUCGUUCGCUGUGGGCACUCUGGCAGAAGUGAUCGAAGCUUGUGGAAGUGCUGUGGGUUCUGUGUUCACAAACACCCUGUACCCGGUGUUCACCCGCAUGACGACUGAUGAAGAUGAGGAGGUGCGCAGUAAUUCUGUAUUUGCCUUGGGCGUCCUGGCGGUUAAUGGAGGCGAUGUGAUGGUUAGCCAUUACACCGAUGUCCUCAAGACAUUGUUUUCUGUGAUGAGCACAGAGUCCAACCCACGAGUUCUGGACAAUGUGUGCGCUGCUGUUUGUCGUAUGAUCUGGUACAGCCCUCAGAAUGUGCCUUUGGCUCAGGUGCUUCCUGUGGUCCUGCAGCUGCUGCCGUUGAAGGAGGACUUUGAGGAGAAUGUCACCGUGUUCACCUGCCUCUUGAAGUUAUAUUCAGAGAAUGUCCCUGAGCUGAUCCCGUUUAUCCCCCUACUCCUGACAGUGGUGGCUUCUGUGGUGAGGACAGAGAAUAUUAAAGAUG